Messenger RNA from Drepanopeziza brunnea f. sp. 'multigermtubi' MB_m1, 6618 nucleotides. RefSeq lists its product as uncharacterized. Gene Ontology annotation, biological process: replication fork processing; double-strand break repair via homologous recombination. NCBI's taxonomy places the organism in Eukaryota, Fungi, Ascomycota, Leotiomycetes, Helotiales, Drepanopezizaceae. Gene Ontology annotation, cellular component: nucleus; Cul8-RING ubiquitin ligase complex. The record is from RefSeq and is a predicted model, not a curated record.
AUGGCAACUUGGAAGGAGAAAGGCGUGGUACCGGACUCCGACGACGAAGAUGGGCUAGAUAGCCAAAGCACGACGGGCUCCGAAAGCCCCAAUAAUGAGCCACGAUUUGACGAUGCAGUGGAACUCGAUGGGAAUGCUGGAGCUACAGCUAGAGAAGAUGGAGAUGGAGAUGGAGUUUCAAAAUUUAGUGGUGCUGCGGGCCUAGAAGUAAUACCACGGGAGCCAGAUGUCGCCACUGAACAAGGCCUGUUUCCCGGUGCAGCAGAAGACGUCGUCGAGAAUUUAUUUGAACAACUUGUUGAGGGUGGUGCCGACUUUCCAGAACCGACCCCAAGUUUUCCGAUGGGAAAUAAAGGUCUUCGACUAUUUUCGGACCUCGACAGAGACGACAAUCCUCAAGCUAAGGACGGUGUAUCACUUUCGCAAUCAGGAAAUGGGGUACCAGCAGAGGACGAGAUCUCAAGAAGCUAUGUCCAGAUCACUUCUCCGAUUUCGACGACACUCUCUUCUCCACUCUCCUCUCCACUCUCUUUUCAUACGAGCAGUGAGCCAACUCUACCUAUCAUUCGAAGAGAACAAUCAAUGUCUCCCUGUCCACAGCCAGAGGUACCUGAGGUUGUUCAACUUGGCAUAGAGAAUGACCCCUCUAAGCCACUGCAAGAAGUACCCGCCAGCACCGCAAGGCGUUCUCUCCGACAACGGAAUGCUAUCCAGCUGCAUCCUUACCUUGUGGAACAAGAAAAGUACCGGAAGACGUUGAAGGCAGGGGGUAUUGCACCUGUGAGGAUGGAAUCAUCCCCAGAAGAUUCACGCCGCCCACAUCAGCUCAGCUCCUCACCUGGCCUGGAAUCACAAGAACAGGAUUCGCAAAGCACUUUUUUCGAUCUAGGUGAACGCCAACACAAUGACAUGGACUGGGAUCCGACUACCUCAUCUCCGGUACGGCCAGAAGAAAUGCCUCCGGACGACGAAGUCAUGAAUGACGCUCUAUCAGGGGCCAAUGAUGACGAAGAUGAUGAGGAAGAAGAGUUUCCUGCUUUGAAUAAGCUUUUGAAAGGACCAUCACGAUUUCCGAAGAAAUCUGAGCCAAAGCAGCGGCUCAAGACAUAUGGGACCAAAUUCAAGCGUCCCCUACCAUCAGAGAAUCAAAUUCAACCUCCGACCCCGGUCCUCUCGAAUACUUCUGCAAUGAGAAUUUUCGAUAUACCUGCAUCGCCCCCGGCAACCAGUUCUCCGUUUGCUGCUGCCUCACGCCGCGGACGAGCUCCCUUGUCUCGUGCUGGAUCAAAUUCCAUCGAGCCAACGCGAAGCAUUGCAAGGGUCGACGACGCAUUUUUACAAACUAAUGAUCUUCCAACUCCAGCCACAAGUUCGGUGAAAAAUGUUCAGGUAAUGAUAGAUUCAGACGUGGAAAGCGAUGACCCGUUUGCCUCUGACGUUGAAAAGUCGCUUUCUCCCUCGUCCUCAUCGAACGAGUCUGAGAAAAUCCGCAGGAAAAGCAGGAAGAUUCGAGGUGUACUUCCUGCUUCAUACCUUCGACUGGACCAGGCGAAGAGAUCUAAACCAAGCAUUGAAACUCAUCGGGAUUAUGCCAGCAUUUCUCCUGUCAAAGACCCAUCUCGGCGUGGUGUUGCCUUGCCUCGGAUGCGUCAACACGCGAAAACUUCGUCGACUUCAGCCGAUGCAGGACUAGCAUUCCUCUCGGAUUCAGAAGACGAUGAGAACGAGCCAAUCAGUUUCGCAACGGAAGUGGAUUCUUUGGAAUUGGAAACUAUAUUCGAUCAGUCGCGGCUGGGAUUUGCCCUCGAGGAUGAUACGAUUGAUGCCAUGUUGCCGUCCAAGAAACGGACAUCAAGAGGCUCAACUCAAAUGCGUAAAAGAAGGAAGAUUGGAUCGGGCUUGGGAGCUCGAACAGAAUGUCGAGCAUACAACAAGUCAGAGCGGAUUACGGACUAUCUCAGGAAACCUGGAUCCAUGAGACAGUCAAAAUCUAGCGGAAGCAAGUCGGCCCGAAAGAAGAAUGACUUGCAACGUCCCAGAAAGCCUGCUGCUCCAAGGCUUAGCAUAUUGGAUGUAAUGGAUGAUGUGAAUAGAGGCGAUAGUAGUCUACCGGAUUUCAUAAAAAUUGCUGCCCGUACUGCUAGGUCUCGGGUAGGACAAGGUCGACACAGUCCUUCCAGAAAGUUCAUCAGGUUGGCAAAUCGUGCAGACACCCAGGAAGCUCAGUCGGUAUUGCAGGAUUGGAAGCAAGGCAAGCUUUCACGGAAGCCCCGCAAACCUCAAUCAAGUACACCUUCAGUGGCACAGAGAAGCGCACUCCAAGAGAUUACGAACAAUGCACAAGGCAGGCUUCCAACACCUGUCGGCAGGAAUGUACUAGAUGGACAUCAUUCUAUGUCAAAACGCAAAUUUGUGGUUUCUAGGCGCCAGCAAUCAAUGAACGACUUUGUGAGGAGGGACCAAGCAGCCCCUCAGGAAGUGGCUUAUCCUCGAAGUCAUAGUAUUAGCUCGAGAAAUGCGAUUAAACCACAAGGCCGCUAUCUUCCAGCACGCCCUGCACAGCUCGAGUCGACUGGAUUUCGAUACUCUGAUCCAUUUGAUGAUGCGUCAUUUAAGAGGAGGAAGAGGACACUUGAUGCUCUGUACAGGAACACACUCAAACGGCGCGUGCCACAGAUCAACCUCCAGUUGAGCCGAUUUCUUGCAGACGAUGAUGUCGUUCGGCCGUCCGUCGAGAAAUUUCCCGACCAGGACACUGCAGGAGCAGAAGCCGAUGAGCUCAAGGAGGUCGGUGUCGUCCGGCUGCCAAAGAAGUCCAGCCGGCGCAGGAAGCAAUCGCCUCACCGAAUUGAUGCAGGCGCUGCAAACUAUCGGCAGCCUACGGAUCCGUUGAUCCUAGACUUCUUCACCCCAAUAGACGAACCCAACGAUGACAACAGCAAGCUAUUAGGACUGGGGAAGUUUGGCACCAGUUAUCCUUACCAUUUCGACAUACUCCCUUUGCAGCCUGGGAUCUUCUUUCACGCAAGCACGCUCAUCGGCGGCCAUCGACUGGCAGAUGCUCUUCACGACAAGAGCCCCACUGCCUUGGCUCCCUCGAGAUCGUCGAUUCCGUCCUUGAAGUUCGCAGACAAAAUCCUUACUUGGACAACGUGGGAUGAACAGGUCUCUUCCGAAGUGGGUGUUUGUUUUGAUUGGCUUCUCGAUCGAUUCCAGGCCCAGCAGACGUCGAGCCCUCCCACGGCGGAUGCCAUUGAAGUCGUAAUAUUCAUACUGGAUUAUGUUCAGUUUAAUGUAAGGUUCGAUGGUACUCUCGAUCGGGAAGAUUUUGUUUCGAGAAUGAUAGAGGUUCUACAAGAUUUCUCAAAUCGUUUCGAUGCGAAGAAAACAUUUCAGCAAGCACAAAUCCGUCUCACUGUUGAAGUACUCUCUACGUGCAUUUUGAUCGUUCUGCGCCUGCUCAAUUCGAUUCGGACUCAGUCGGUAGCAAAUAUCUCGAGCUAUUUUGUUGAGGAUUUGCUCAAGUCGGUUUCUGGUCAUUGUAUCGACUUGCUUCUCUCUCAGGGACUUGAACCUGUUCGAAAACUAUAUGACGAUCUCCAGUACCUCUCUUUCAGAGAAAGAGGAAUCAAAGGCGACCAACACGCUGUUAACGCCUGGGUAAUACUCAUCAAGGUCUUGGGUGCUGCUGAGAUACCAAAGGGUUCCUUCUGGGAACUUGCCAAUGCUCGCCUUUUGAACAAUCCGAUGCAUAGAGUCAUUGACGCUCCAUCAAUGGAGAAACUAUGGUACGCAAUGUAUACUUUGCUUCCACUUUGUGAGUUUGAUGAAUUUGGCGUUGUCGUUCCCGGACUGCGACACACAUCAAAGUUCGAUAAUUGGUACCUGCCUCAACAGAUUCUGAAGCGGAUUUUUUCGCUGUACAAAUCAAACGAACGGCAAGCACCAGGGUUCAAUGAAUACUGCAGGGCGCUUUUCCACCGCUGUCACUAUCUCAUGACACAAUGGGGCUGGUGGAAAUGCCAUCCCAUCAUUGGAGCUUUAUUUGACUUCUUUGCUUCUCACAACCUGGCCCAUCUGCGCAAUGAGGAAGUCUACAAGUCGCCGCAUUUCUUGGAGCAGCUUGAUGCCGAGCCAAGUCUUGCUAUUGAAGCUGAGGACCGUUGCUUCCACAUAUUCCUCAAGAUCAUCGCUCUCGGCAUUCAGCAUCUAUCAAAAGCUGGAGACGUCAAGAGCAUCCGAAACCUCGUUGCUCGACUGCUGCCAAAUCAUGACAGACAGUUUCCAAAGGAGGAGACCAUCCAUCAUCGGGAUCUCUCAGCGUUACGAAAUCACCACGACAUUCUUUCCACGCUCUUUUGGGCAUCGCCACCCGCCCAGAGGCCAUCUCUAUCUCUUAUACAGGAACUCGUGAUCGCUGAACGCUCUCAUAAUGAAGCUUGUCUGAUCAACAUCAGAGCCUGGGAAAACCUGUCCCUAUUCAUUGUCACGAAAAACCUGGACAAUGAGGCAUACAAGCCUUUUACUAUAUGGCAGAGUGCUUUUUUUUCCAGUCUCUGCCAACAAUACCUCGAUGCGGAGCAAGACCUGCGACAGCAAGCAGAGCUUCUGGAGAAAAGCAGUGGCCAGGCGAUGUCAGAGUCGAAAAUUGUCAAGACUGUCUUGAUGAAUCGGCGAAGCAUCAUGAUUCCUAUGUGCACAUCUAUCAGGGCGAUGGCGAAUGCCAUCAAAGCUGCAAGAUCUUCGAAUUUGGCCAGGGAGGCUUUGAAUUGUGAUGUUUUUUCGAGGGCCUUGGACGCAGCAGUCCACACAAACGGUACACUGUCUAAGCCCCUGUUGGAUGAGUGUAGUGUGGCCCUCUGCAAAUACAUGGAUCAGAUCAAGCUGUUUCACCCGCCUGCUGCACACGAUAUUGUAGUUGCAGGUAAUGGAGAAGCCGAUAGCCAGGAUAGCCUGGAUAUUCUUGGGGGCUGGGAGCGCUUAGAAAUGAUACUUCCUCUGCGACAUAAUGUCCUAGACAAACUUUGUCCAUUAGUAAGGAGGUAUUUGGAAAGCGAAAUUGAAGGUGGUCAGGACAGGGCUAUGAUGACCCGUCUUGUUACUUGCUGGGCGCGCGUAAUAUCGCUUGUGUCGGAGGGAGGUGGAAUACCUCUCGAGUCAUUCCUCACACGCGGUCAAUAUGCAGUCUUUGAAAAUAGACGGACAUGCAAAAUUGCGGAACUGUAUUGGCCGUUGUUCCUUGCAAGUCUGCUUAUACAUGGCAAGACACUUUCAGACUUACAGCUUCCCAGUUUUAUUAUCGGGUUGGAAUGGUUACUGAGCCUCAUCAAUUGUCAAGCUAUUCCAGACCAUGUGAAAGCGUUCACUCUAGAGUUGCGCAAAAUUGGGCACUAUCUCACCGAAUUGGUUGAUCUCGACAGACUGGACCAGACGCACAUGGUGCGAGCCGCCAUUCGCAAGAUGAGCUCGGUUUUAAUAGAAGACGUGACGGAGGCUAAGGUCGGACUCCCGAUAAAGCAGGCACAUCGUCUCUUCUCAGACAUGCUUGGUGAAAUGAUGAAAUCGAUGCAACGCCUACUCGAGUCCUUAGAGCCCGGCACAGAUCUUCACAACUACCACCUCCAGGUCGCUCGCUCAAUAGUCUCGGAUAUUAGAAGUUAUGCGAGCGACUUCAGUACAGUUCCGGAAUUCUUCCUCAAAGAGUCGACCCAUUACUGGCCGCAUUACGACGACCCAUCUAUGUAUGGUGCCGGCCUCAUAUCGUAUUGUCUACGCCUAGCACAUCAACCCGACAAGACUACGAUGGGGUUGUUCUACUACCUCUUGAAUGGAUGGAAAAGCUCUAUGAUCUCUAAUCGCAUGCGUGGCUACAUCAGCUGCAUCCGCAAGGGAAUGAAAUGGUGGGACUUCACUAAGUUCAUGCUCUCCGACCUUGUCCCCGCUCUCAUUGCCACAGGCUUCCAAUUCUCAGGCUGGCUAAUAUGCUCAACUUUCCUCCCGGCAAUCAGCAACCAAGUUACUCGGCUCCUGUCCAACGCUGGCUCCAAGUCCGAAUGGGUCUUCGAGAACCUCCUCAACAUUCUCAAGAUGACAAUGAACGGCACCAUCACCUUCGCCCAUCAACAAGGCUACAACGUCAACGGCGUGCACCCCGACCAUCGCGGCAUUCUCGCCGUAGUCUAUAAGUUCUGGCUCGCAAUCGCACUUCCCAUGCGCGAAUACGCAACCCGGCACUCCCAGGAAGAAGCACUAGAAGAAGUGUCCGACCCGCUUAGCAGCUUCGUCUACAACGCUUUGCAUGCCUUCCACGCCAGAGGCGAGCAAAUCAUUCCAUACCCAGCCGGCCAAUUCGACGUCCAUCCCGGCAAAUACACGGAUAAAUUCGUCGAUGCUGUCGCCCAGGAGAUCAAAGAGACGUGGGAUUUUCAAGAUCAGCAGGGUUUCGAGGUGGUUGUUCGGGGGAGGGGGAGCGAGCGUAGUGCUGUGCAAGUAUUUGGAGAGGGAUUAGGGCGAGUGCUGGACGUGGAUGUUGAAAGGUACGAGUGCGCUUUUCCUGAUAAAGAGGAGUUGGUUUUGAGGCCGAAGAGGAACAUGUAUCUGGAGAACAUGUACUUUUAG